CGAUUCAGUUUUGGUGGGUUAGGUAAGUUAAGUCCGGUUUAAUUUCACAUGCCGACUAACCGCCAGCAAUUACUGAAUCGAUCAAACCAUUGUUGACAUAAGUUUGGUUUCCUUGUCUCUCCCAAAUCUUCAAACAGCUUUGUCUCUUUGCGAUCAGAUCUCACCGGAGACGCACAAAUUCGCGAAGAGCGAUGGCUUCAGGUUUCAGCGGCGAUGAAACUGCUCCCUUCUUCGGAUUCCUCGGCGCCGCCGCCGCUCUCGUUUUCUCCUGUAUGGGAGCAGCGUACGGGACAGCUAAGAGCGGGGUUGGUGUGGCGUCGAUGGGUGUGAUGAGACCAGAGCUUGUAAUGAAAUCGAUAGUUCCGGUGGUUAUGGCUGGUGUGUUAGGUAUUUACGGUCUGAUCAUAGCUGUCAUCAUCAGUACUGGAAUCAACCCAAAGGCCAAGUCUUACUAUCUCUUCGAUGGCUAUGCUCAUCUCUCUUCCGGUUUAGCUUGUGGUCUCGCCGGUCUCUCCGCCGGUAUGGCUAUCGGAAUCGUCGGCGACGCCGGUGUAAGAGCGAAUGCACAACAACCAAAGCUGUUUGUGGGAAUGAUUCUGAUUCUCAUCUUUGCUGAAGCACUUGCGCUGUACGGUCUUAUUGUUGGUAUCAUCCUCUCUUCUCGUGCUGGUCAGUCUAGAGCCGAGUGAAACCAGAACGUCUCUGUUCUUAUGUGCUAAAUCCUUGUAAUGUUUUUAGAUAUGUUUUCACUUCCGAUACUCAUGGCAUUGCGAGUUUUUUGAUUUUCUCAUGAAUAACAAGCAAAAAUCAUUUGCA
Molecule: messenger RNA, 816 nt
Organism: Brassica napus (rape)
Lineage: Eukaryota; Viridiplantae; Streptophyta; Magnoliopsida; Brassicales; Brassicaceae
Product: V-type proton ATPase subunit c2-like
Exons: 3
Coding region: 192-689 (165 amino acids)
Biological process (GO): proton transmembrane transport
Cellular component (GO): proton-transporting V-type ATPase, V0 domain
Molecular function (GO): proton-transporting ATPase activity, rotational mechanism
Source: RefSeq, a predicted model, not a curated record